CUAAAUUUAAAUUUAUUUUACUAAUUAAAUAUCAUAUCAUUUAAUAACUCCAUUUUAAAUAAAGAAAUUUUUUUUAUCUACAGAAUACGAGUUAUUUUUGUUCUUAAAUUGAAUUUGAUCGAAAAUUACCAUAAAUGCAACUAUGCGGCGCAUUUAACCGCUCCAGCGUCUGAAACACAUGCCGCCUUUUCUCAAAACAAUAACAAAUAUUCGCUUCUCAUUUUGGUCAAAUACAAUUUUAAAGAAAAUAUAUAACUAAAAUGAGUGGACCAGCUGCAAAAAAGCAAAAGUUUUCACAUUAUAAGCAGAAAAAUUACUUCAAAAGUAAUAAGCGCCAGUUCCUGGAAGCGGGUCAACGCGGUUUCCUGGCCACCUGUAACUUCCGUGAAAAAGAUUGUGUACGAGAAGCUUAUAACGUACUUAACCACUACGCCGAUGAAUUGUAUGGUCCAAAGGAUAAAGAUGAAAUAACAUUGGACGCAGAAGCAGAACCGGAAGAUGUGGGUGAUAUAGCAGAUGACUUACAAAAGGAAAUUGAUGCUACAAAGGCAACUAAACAAAAUAAAAAUACGGUUAAGCAACGUUUUCAAGUGGUGGACACAGGCGCAACCAAUUGCGUAUUCAUUCGUACUACCUUAGCUGAUCCAGUGGAACUGGGUACACGGAUUGUUAGCGAUGUUGCAGAGACACGCGAGCAGAAGUCACGUUUCUUACUGCGCCUAGUACCCGUUGAAGUGGUAUGCCGUGCCAAUUUGGCAGACAUUACUAGCGCCGGUGGUGUACUUUUUGAUAAAUAUUUUCUGAAAGAAGGCACCACAUUUGCGAUUAUUUUCAACAAGCGCUAUAACAAUGAUGUCAAACGUGACGAUGUCAUACAUGAUCUAGCUGCGCUGGUUCAAUCCAAGAAUAUAAAAAAUCGUGUAGAUCUUAAACAAGCUGAAAAAACCAUAGUAGUAGAGGUGAUUAAGGGGUUAUGCUGCUUAUCCGUCCUGGAUGGUUAUUUAAAAUAUAAGAAAUAUAAUUUGGUGGAGUUGGCGAAUAACAAAGAUAAGGGCGCAAAUGAAGUAAAGGUUGAGCAACAAAGUGAAGUGAGUUCCGUGGAACUUGCUAAAGAUUCCCAAUUGGCGAGAGAGCCAAAGGGUGAUGAGAAACCAAUUGACAACAAAAAUGAGCAAAGCGUUGACGCUGAUACAAAUGAAAAGGAUGUGGCGACAAAUGCAGAAUGACAUAGCAUAUCUAACUGAUUUGUAGCGAUGUAUCAUUAAAGUUCAAUUAACACUA
Zeugodacus cucurbitae (melon fly) is the source of this 1281-nucleotide messenger RNA. Its product is annotated as THUMP domain-containing protein 1 homolog. The record is from RefSeq and is a predicted model, not a curated record. Gene Ontology annotation, molecular function: RNA binding. Lineage: Eukaryota; Metazoa; Arthropoda; Insecta; Diptera; Tephritidae. Gene Ontology annotation, biological process: tRNA modification. The transcript has a single exon. The coding region runs from base 261 to 1226 and encodes 321 amino acids.